AUGAUGCGGCCUUCCACACGACAGAACCUCGCGUUGGCCUUCAUCUUCAUGCUGGCUGUUCACGAUGUCUCUGCAGCCAGACAUGGGUACAACACCGCACAGAUGGUGUCUGUGGCCGCCAACCGUAUGGAGCAGAGCACCAAGUUUCAUGAGUAUGUGGCUGGCGUGGAAGAGAGCGGUUCGUUCUCCCUGCAGACGAUGUGGGCGAGAGGAAAAGAAGAUCCGUUUCUGCGAAGCCUAACAUGGACAAAUGCCACAAUCACCUUUAGUUAUGCAGAUGCUGACGACGGUAUUGAUUCGGCAGGGGAGAGCAGGGGAGGGAAGGGGAGGGCGGGGAAGGGUGGCCGGGGCAUGGCCGGGAAUCGGCACAGUCGGCACACGGCCAAGUAUGUGGAGGUCACCGGGAUGGACAAGAAGUAUCGCAUCAUGCCGGAUGCCGUCGUCAUGACCAAGGAAAUGAAGAGCAUGGCCGUUGUCGGCAUCUCGGGGUGGCAAGCCUUAGAGGGCGGUUUUUGGGGCCCGAGCAAGUAUGACAGGGACGAGAUCCUCUGGAUCCGCACAGAGAUGAACCCCAUCAUCGGCGUCACUACCGGCAGCACCAUGUCUUGGCGCUAUGCCGGUUACCCUGUCUAUCAAAAGGGCUUCGAGAAGCCUUACUACUUCUACAAGGGAGUUCAGACCAGCAUCGAUAUCGAAGAGGUAAGCCUGGCAUCGGAAGAAACGCCUUCCGACUUCCAUGCAGAAGUCGCAGGGCAUAGGACCCCGCCCUCGGAAGCUCCCGGUCGUGAUCUCAUGCUCUUGUUGGACGCCAUGCUGGGCCAGAGCUCCUGCCUGAGCAGUGAAAGCCUUUGCCUUCACCGUUGCGUCUACAACUCCGACGACGACAAAUGUGGGCCAGCCGCAUUUUGCACAGACGUUGCCGAAGGUGAGAUGCCCAGUCCGCUGGCCCCCUUCGGUGACCAGCAGAAAUGCAAAGCAGUUGGUGGCAGCAGCCACGAGGCAGCCGAUCAAGCAAUCACACAUGAAGGCAUCCCUUCACUGAAGGCCAAGGCGCUGGAUGUUGUCCAGAAGCUGGAAGACAUGGAGGCAGUGUCGACUUCAAUCGCCAGCCCGUCGACCAUGAUGAAGACUGCCGAGCUCUGGGCAGAAGCCACAGAAGUGCUCCAAGUCUUGGAGACGCUUCCUGCAAGGACAGAUGCCGGGAAGUUCACGGCAGCACAACACCGAGCAAGCCGAACGGACAUGAAGCAUUGGCGCGGUCGCAAGGAUCGCUUGACGACUGCGGAAUACAACGCCGCAAAAGAGAAGUCCGUCGCAGAUGUCCAUGAUUCCACGUCUUUCUCCGUGGCUGCAAAGCUGCACUCUGAGCUCGUGAACUUCGUGCUGAAGCGCCCCAAAAUAAUGAUCGAGACGGCCAAAAUGCAGUCCAAAGAGCAGUGUUUGCUCAAAGAUGGGACAGAGGAUGAGAAGGACCAGCUGGAAGAAUUCGUGAAGUAUUUCUUGAGAGUGCCUGGUUACAACCGCGGGGAUCUCGACGGCCAAACGCUGAGCUUGCCAGACCACUGCCAAGAGUAUCUCAAGACCCUCGGUGGUGUCUCAAUGUCAGAAGUGCUGAGCAGUGCAGACGAGGCAAAGAAGUAUUUGAAGGAGACCGCGAACUCGCCGGGCUCAGACUCAACUCUGGAGCUGAACCUCGAAAGAUUGCCCAGGGCGGUGGGCGAGGAAGCCCAGAGUUUGCUGGAAAGCGAUUCCUGGAAGGAUGAGUCAGAGUCGGCAAGAACAGCGAUCCUCUUCCACGCCUUCUGCCUGCUAUUUGUUUGCUUGGUGAUAUUAGAGACACCAACCGACUCCACGGACCUCAAGCCGGGUGGUGAGCAGAAAGGCGACCCCCGCACGGGCAUACUAUGCCAGCAACUUGGUGGGGCCUUGGUCCUGAGUAGUGUGAUAGCGAUGAGUCCUCCUUGGGUUGACGCGUGGGCGGACAAGGGUAUGUUGGUCUUGCUGGCUUGGGAUUUCGGGGUUUUGUUAGUGACCGGCAAGCUCCGAGAAGGGCCGCUUACAAAAGCGCCGAAGUGA
This is a messenger RNA of Symbiodinium natans, 2076 nucleotides long. Lineage: Eukaryota; Dinophyceae; Suessiales; Symbiodiniaceae. The record is from the annotation of a GenBank genome assembly.